Molecule: messenger RNA, 1379 nt
Organism: Corvus hawaiiensis (hawaiian crow)
Lineage: Eukaryota; Metazoa; Chordata; Aves; Passeriformes; Corvidae
Gene: REEP6
Product: receptor accessory protein 6
Exons: 6
Coding region: 478-969 (163 amino acids)
Source: RefSeq, a predicted model, not a curated record
GGAGUUUGUUCCAGGGCUGGGGAGAAGCUGCUGGGCUGGACAAAUUGCUCCAUGCUGUGUAUCCCUGAGGUUUUCCUGCCCUCUGAGCCCCGCUGCGAGCGAGGCUCUGCCGUGGUUUCCACCCCAAGAUCUCCCUGUGCCACCUUCCCCAUCCAGGCUCUCUCCCAGCUCUGCUGCUCCAACCUCCCGCGAGUGUCCGAGCGCUGGGCAGGCUCCAGGCCACCAAACCCUCUGGCUCACAUUUAAUUUAACGAUCCAAUUGAGUAGCAGGGAAGCUGGAUUGGAUUGCCGCUCCCAGGGGAGCCAACCCUUCCUCCGCCGGCGGCUGCUCAGCCACGGGGAGCGCCCGCGGGAGGAGCCGCGAUCCCGGGCGGCUGAUCCGGGAGCAGGGCUCGUCCUUGAGCAGGAGAUCUGGGAAUGCCGAGAGGCUCCGGGCCCCGCGCGCGGGGGAGACGAGCGGGGCCUUGACUUUGGACCAUGGGUUCCGUGGCUUUCCUGGGGCUGUACCUCAUGUUCGGCUAUGGCGCUUCCCUGAUCUGCAACAUCAUCGGCUUCGUCUACCCCGCCUACGUCUCCAUCAAAGCCAUCGAGAGCAGCAGCAAGGAGGAUGACACCCUGUGGCUCAUGUACUGGGUGGUCUACGGCGUCUUCAGCGUCGCGGAGUUCUUCUCCGACCUUUUCCUCUACUGGUUCCCCUUCUACUACGUCGGGAAGUGCCUGUUCCUGGUGUGGUGCAUGGCCCCCGUGCCCUGGAACGGCUCCCACAUCAUCUACCACAGCUUCAUCCGGCCCUGCUUCCUCAAGCACCACCAGACCGUGGACUACAUGAUGGGUGACAUCGGCGCCAAGGCCCUGGACGCGGCCUCCGUUGUCACCCGAGAAGUCCUGCAGUCUUUGGCCAACAGCAGAGCCCGGCUGGCGGCCGGGGUGGCCCCGCAGCCCAGCCUGUCCGCGCCAGAGCAACCCUGACCCUGGCAGAGUUAGUGGAGAAGGCGAAGUAAGAGGCGCAUCGGUGCCUCUGGCUGAUACCGGCACUACAGCCCCGGUACUGGGACCGGUACCGGUACCCGCGGCCCCAGUACCGGCACCACGCUCCCAAUACUGGUACCGGCAACCCUCGUUCUGGCACCGAAUUCCCCCAUACCGGCACUACAGACGCCAGUACCGGCACCAUGGCCCGGUACUGGUACCGGCAUCCCCCGUUCUGGCACCGAAACCCCCCAUACAGACGCCGGUACCGGCACCGUGCUCCCAGUACCGGCACCGUGGCCCUGUUACCGGUACCGGCCACCCCGGGCUGUACCCGUCCGGGAUCCCGAGUUUCUCCAGCCCCAGUCUGUUGUUCCCCCGUUCCCGCAAUAAACCCCGGUGCCCACGAA